This is a messenger RNA of Lolium rigidum, 1761 nucleotides long. RefSeq lists its product as uncharacterized. The coding region runs from base 1 to 1551 and encodes 516 amino acids. The record is from RefSeq and is a predicted model, not a curated record. The transcript has a single exon. Gene Ontology annotation, molecular function: protein binding. NCBI's taxonomy places the organism in Eukaryota, Viridiplantae, Streptophyta, Magnoliopsida, Poales, Poaceae.
AUGGCCAGGAAGGAUGUCCUCCGUCGGCGGCGGCAGGGCGUGGCCGGCGACUGGGACGAGGACCGCCUCAGUGACCUCACUGACGAUCUACUUCUCGAUAUUCUGCGCCGCGUCGACACGCGCACCGCGCUCGGCGCCGCGGCGCUCUCCAGCCGCUGGGCCAGCCUCCCCCGCGAGCUCCCCGCCCUGGACCUCAAGGUCACGGACAUGUUGCCGCCACGCUACCAUCGCCUCCACCUCCUCUACCACAAUGCAAGGGAAUCGAUGAUCAGCUCGACACUGGCCGACAGGAGGCUGCUAAGUGCCAUCACCGGGCGAUACGAGCGCCACGCCAUGCGAGCCUUGGUCCGCUCCGUCAAGGGACUCCUGGCCAGCCGAGCUCGCCGGCGCGUCGAGAGGCUGUCGCUCGAGGUCUUCGCGUACAGCACCUCGUCCUGCAUCAACCGCCUUGUCGUGGACGCCGUCGACUCCUGGGGCGUCCGGGAUCUGGAGGUUGUGGCCACGCCGACGGGGCCACUCCCGUAUCCGGAACCGCCGCCCUACAGCUUUCCUUGUGGCCUCAUCAGCAGGAAGCCCGGUGAGUCCCGCCUCCGAAGUAUCAAGCUUGCCAACUGUUUGCCCCCGCCGCUCCAGGAAUUCACCACGCUCACCACGCUCGUCCUGCGAGACCUACCGGCUUCCACGCCGGCGGCCGCCUACGAGGGAGUGGUCGCCGCGUGCCCGCAGCUGCAGGUACUGCACCUUGUGUCGUGCCAGUUCACCAGCAGAACCCGCAGGCUGGUAUUGGACUCGCCCAUGUCGGAAAUCAGGGAGCUUUUAGUCGAUGGGCGGCUCAUGGUGGUCGAGCUCCGGUGUCUUCCUAAGCUCGAGAGCCUCACCAGCUUGCACGCCGACGUGGUGCUGUGCUCAACUGCCGCCGCCCCCUGCCUUGCACGCGUGAGCUUUGCCUUCUCUGUUGGCCGACUGGAAGGGGACAGUUUCGCGGUCGUACACCGCCAGCAUCUGGAUUGCUUGAUUCGUAUGCUCCUGGAGUUCUUCCAAGGCGCCAUCAGUGUGAAGGAUCUCGUCUUGCGGUUUACUGGGCCAGACAUGUGGAUCCUGCCUAAGAAUCCCUUCUCUGCAAUGUCAAAUCUGAGAAGGCUGCUCGUUGCAGAUGUGCCAUCGUCGUGGGACAUCUCAUGGCCGCAUCUCCUCAUCCAGGCGGCGCCAUUGCUUGAAAGCCUUUACGUCCACGCCUCCCAUGGUGAAGACGAGCCGAGUCAGGAGGUACCGGGCAAGGCCUCGUCCUCACGCCAUCGCCAUUUGAAGGAGCUGGUCGUCAUUGGCUUUCAGAGAACGGAGAGGCAGAUGCACCUUGUGAGGUUCUCUGUGGAGGUAUCCACGGCACUGAGCCGUGUCUCUCUACUCAAGCAUGGACAUGUCAUGGACAAGGGGCCCUGCUGCGACUGGGAGGUGGUGAGCCAGCCCAGCACAUGGAGUGACGAGGAGAAACUUGCCGUUUUCAAUGGGAUAGGUUGUUCGGCGGGACAGAUCGAAGUGGUCUUAGGUUGAAUCCCAUGCAGUCGCAUAUCUGAAUUUAUGAUAUCAUGAGCUUGAUCUUGUCAGCUUUGAGAAAUGAAGGUCGAUGGAUGUGCUUUCUAGCUCCCCAAUUCAAAUAAAUGGGGAGGGUAGGGGGCUUUACCUUCCGCUUCAGUACCGAAGAAAGGGUUUGUUGAUGUAAUUCAUAUGCCAUAUAUCUUGAGUGAAAUGUUUCAUUCAACU